Molecule: messenger RNA, 1107 nt
Organism: Penicillium subrubescens
Lineage: Eukaryota; Fungi; Ascomycota; Eurotiomycetes; Eurotiales; Aspergillaceae
Product: 2EXR domain-containing protein
Exons: 1
Coding region: 1-1107 (368 amino acids)
Source: RefSeq, a predicted model, not a curated record
AUGGCCGACGAAUUCCAAUUAUUCCCUACUCUACCCUCCGAACUCCGCCGCAUGAUCUGGAAAGAAUGUCUCCCGAAAACUCGCGUCUUCGACAUCAUGCUCCCAUGCCUCGUCUAUGAGGACUCCCGCUGUCACGGCAACAGCUGGGCAUCACGGGAAAGUUGGAAACCACCUGUGGUCACGCGUGUAUGUCGGGAAUCCCGAGCCGUGGCCCAUGAAACGGGCCGAGUGGUUUUCAAAGACGAGGACCCUAAUGUCCCCGAGUACAUUGAGAGUAUGUGGUCUGAUGCGAGCACGGAUAUUGUGGCGCAGUAUUGGAGUCCGGGUCUUGAUGAUGUGAUGUUUUGGGGUUUGGAGAAUCCGGAUCUGUAUUUCUUUCAUUAUGCGGCGCAGUAUCGGGGGGCGAUGAUUGCUGAGACGAGGUUGAGUAGUGCUUUGCGUUCUUCGUUGAGGGGUGAUGAUUGCGAUUGGAAGAUUCUUUCUCAAUUGAGAGAGUGUUACGUUUGUCUGGAAGACCCCGUCAUGAUCCAUCUAUCCCGAAAAGAAAUGCUUCUCUCAGGGUUAUUCGGACACAUCGGCGAAGAAUAUAUCCAACUCGUCAAUCCCACGGACACAGCCACACUCAAGAAAUACGCUCACCUCGCCUUAACAUCCAGCCAACAAUUACCCGAAACACACACCUUCUUCGAACAACUCCACACAUCAACAUUCCAACACAAGAUCCACAAUUGGACCCGCGAUACCAUGACAAGAUGGGUGUAUCGGGAGUGGCUGAACGCCAAAGAGUCUAAUUCUACAUUCGCGGGGAUCCCCCAUCCAGAACGAAUCUGGUUUGGGCCACGAGCUCCGGGGAUAGAUGGGAAACCGUUUGAUCCGCUUGCGCCGGCGUCUUAUAAUAAGAGUAAUUGGAAGAGUUUUGGCUUGGCUGUGGACCCGCUGCAUUUCUCGUAUAAUGAGAAACAUCCUUGGGUGGAGGAGAAGAUUGCAACGGCGCCGAGGUUUUAUCCGAGGAUUAUGAUUCGGCCGUGUAUUAGACGGUGUUGGAUUCCGAGGACGCUGCCGAGACGGGGGAGACCGAGGGGGCAUUACCGGGCUGGGUGGAGGUGA